This is a messenger RNA of Corvus hawaiiensis (hawaiian crow), 3907 nucleotides long. Its product is annotated as mucosa-associated lymphoid tissue lymphoma translocation protein 1-like. Gene Ontology annotation, molecular function: cysteine-type endopeptidase activity. The transcript has 15 exons. Gene Ontology annotation, biological process: proteolysis. Lineage: Eukaryota; Metazoa; Chordata; Aves; Passeriformes; Corvidae. Bases 101 to 2044 code for a protein of 647 amino acids. The record is from RefSeq and is a predicted model, not a curated record.
AUCCCCAGGAGAGAGGUGCCGCCGCCGCGUCCCGGGGAGAGGAGCUGCCGCGGGCCCGGCCGGCGGCCGCCCAGGCUGGCGAGGAGCCGCCGGAGAAGCGAUGCAGGAAGCCAUUGCCAUAACUGAGCAGCCAGUCUCCGUCUCUGUCCCGGUGGGAUACUCCUUCAUGCUGCGGUGCCGAGCCCAGGGAUGCACCUCACUGCAGUACCAGUGGUUUUGUCAGUACCAGUCUGACUGCCGCCCGAUUCCUGGAGCGACCAACCAAGACUUGCCCAUCAUUGCAGAGCAGACCCAGCUCUACACCUGCAGGGUCAAUGACCUCCACAGAAAUGCCGUCUUCUCCGACUGGGUGAAGGUGGAGGUCCAUCAGUGUGUUGCCAGAGGUCUGCCCCCUCGGCUGUGGCGAGGAGAACCAGUCAUUGUCCUCAACCCCAGCGAGCAGCGGGUGGAGGUGGGGCAGCCGCUGCAGCUGCAGUGCGCUGCCAUGGGGGUCCCAGCCCCCAGCUACCAGUGGUACCACAAUGGGAACCUGCUGGAGCGGCAGAAGAGAAAAAAACUCUGGAUCACCCAUACCAAGGUCAGUGACUCCGGCACGUACCUCUGCUGUGCCUCUAACAGUCACGGAGAGCACUGGACCAACGCCGUGGACGUUCACAUCGGUACAUGUGGCUCUGGAAAGUUUUUUGCUACAGGCAAAAUAGCACUUUUAGUGGGCAACAACCGCUACCAGCAUCACCCCAACCUCAUGGCUCCUGUGAGGGAUGUGUUUGAGCUGAGUCGUCUCCUGGAGCAUCUGGGCUUCCAGGUUGUCUCCCUGCUGGAUCUGAACAAGGCUGAGAUGGUGGCAGCGGUCAGUCGGUUCCUGCAGCUCCUGGGGAAGGGAGUCUAUGCUAUAUUCUACUAUGCUGGACACGGGUACGAACAUCUGGGGAGGAACUACAUGGUCCCUGUUGAUGCUCCACAACCCUAUGCCCCUGAGAACUGCAUCAGUGUGCAGAGGAUCCUCCAGAAAAUGCAGCAGCAGAAGACGGCCCUGAACAUCAUCCUGCUGGACACCUGCAGGAAGUGGUACAACCCAGGGUGUGCCUUGUCCCAGGUGCAGCCACUGGAGCCGUGGGGAAACACUGUCUAUGGCUAUUCCACGAGUGAAGAUGCAGAAGCCUAUGAAUUGCAGGAUGGGGAGUUCAGCUCUGGGAUCUUCAUGAAAUACCUGAAGAAACACAUUCUGCAAGAGAAGAAGGUUACACAUAUGCUGGAGGAUGUGUUAGAAGACAUUGGCCAUGAUCCCCUGGUCACUGGGAAGCAGGUGAUGGAGAUCAAGCACACGCUGAAGGAAGCCCGGUCCCUGACGGAUCCCAUCUGUCCCUCAGGAGCAGCCACUGAGCACUGGGGACACAGCCAAGAGCCGCUGAGCAGAACGGUGACCUUCCCAUGUGGGGCACGGGUGGAGCUCCACUUCCUCCGGCUCUUCUCCAACCUGAUGUUCGUGUGUGCCAAGCCACAGCCACCCCUGGCCCACAUCACUGACCCCCAGCUCCUGCUCCGCUGGCCUGCCGAGACGGAUGACGUGGCCAUCCAGAGGGAGAGCCGUCUGGACCAUGUGGAGAGUCUGCUCGCCUCUGUGUACAAGCGGGAGGAGCUGGACUGCAUCUUCCAGCUCUGUGCACUGCAGAAAAUUCAGACAGACGUGGUCCUGCAGUUGGAUUUGCAUUACACCCGGCCAAGCACAAAACAGAGGACUUGUGAAAGCCUCCAAACGACCCUCCAGAGAUCCCUGCUGGGGCAGUUUUUCAGCCAGAGGAAUGACUCCCAGCCGGACGCCCAGCCAGCUCCUGCCCGCGCCGGCAGCGCGUGCCUGCGAGCUGCGCUGGCGCUGAGCGCGGACCCGAAGGGCCAGGGAUCCCUGAGCACAGGCUCUGGCCACAGCUUGCCCAGCAGCAGCCCCUCCAACUUCAGCAGCGAGCCCGAGGAGAACGAUGAGAGCGAGCUGGGCGAGCUCUGCUUGGCACUGCUUCGGGCUGGCCCGGGGCAGGACGGGCCCUGAGCCUCAACCUUGGGAGCUGCUCUUUUAACUGAGGCCUCAAUUUGAGUGCUAAAUCUGUCAGAAUCCACCAGCUGCUUCCCAGCCUCGGCAUCGCCCUGUCUGAAUGAGGCCAAGGCUGCUUUUUUGGAAAGGUUUCUCCUAUCUGCACCGUGUGGUGUGCAGGGCCUCAAUUCCCUCGGGGAAUAUUCCCUGUCCCAUGGCAGCAUCGGGACCAGCGGGGAGUCAUUGUGUCUGGCAGAGGACAGGGCCACCCUCCAGUCACAGCAUUGCCAGGCAAAACCAGCACCACUGCAAGACAAGGGCACUGGUUGAUGUUUUCUGCCUGAAAACAAAAGUUGCUGCAUGGAAUGUGAUGAGAAGCCCACAAACACUACAGACCCCUCUGGCUCAAAUCCCAGCCAUGGCUGCUGGGUCUCACCAAGCUGUGCAAGGGACACAGGGCUGGACCAGGGGGACCAGGUGAAAGAGUGUAGGCUCUCCCUGGGGUCCCAGCAUGGUUUCCUUCCCAUGCCUGUGUCAAAGCAGGUGUUAAGUUAUGCAUUUAUGUAUUUCUGAAGAAUGUAUUUAUAACUGGGACGAGACAGUCGCUUGCCAGGAAAAGAAGGUCAGGUGUUCUAUGCAGUGUGUGUUUACAUUGGAGGCUGGUGUUCCACCAGGAAUAGCCUCCAGGCAGGUGCACUGACACCUGCCCCUUCCAGCCUGGUACAGGGGCAUUAAAGGGUGUUCAGCCCUCUGCAGUUCCGAGUUCCUCUCAGGUGCAGAGUGUCCUACUGGAGAGAUGGAAUGUACCGGGAUUGAGAAAGGAUAACCUCAAAAAAGUUAUUAUUAGUGCAGAUUGUUUUUUCUGCAGAUUGUGUGCCUGUCUGUGCUGUGGGCAACCUCAAGCACUACGUGGAGAACCAGCUGUUUGGGGAAAGCCACAGGUGAGCAGGGCCCAAAGGGCAGCCUGGGUGGGCACAGGCCCCUCCCUGAUUGCUUCCCUCAUACAUGUUUGAUAAAGGUGAUUACUCAGUAACGGCCUGAGAGGGUGAUCCAAUAGUUCCAGAGGGGCCAGUGACCCCAGUGAACUGUGCAGUCUCCAUCCUUGGAGGACAGUUCGCUCUGGACUACAGAAGGUGCUGAUGACCUGAUCCAAGCUGGCUGAGGGCUGGACCAGAGACCACUGGCGAUCCCUUCUGGCUGCUGUGGUCCUGUGGAAGAAAGAGGUUGGAGGGCAAAACUUCUUGAGAGGUCAAGGGUAGCAGGGUGGGGAGAAUGCCUGAGCUCUGUCUUGCUUUAAAAGGGUUGGAGGCAGAAUUUUCUCAGUUUUGCUCUCCUUCAGUGAAGAUACAUUUCUGUCUGUGGUGUCAGUUGCAGCAUAGAAAAAUCUGAAAAGUUGCUUCCAGAUAAACCAUUCUACAAGUGCUGGAAACCUGUCCAAAGAGAACAGAGGAGGCUUUUAUUCUUCUCACAGUGAGUAGAGCCAAGGGAAAGAAGAGGGGCCCCAGCUGGCUGAAGGCUAGAAAGUCUCCUAGAAAAAAACCUAAAGCUCAAAAAAAAAAAAAAAAAAUUCAGAGGAUAUAGUUUAAAUAAGAUGGGCUGAUAGAAAAACUAAACCAGAAAAUAAUAAACUAAUUUCAGGAAGAACCAAAGAUGAACUCAAUACUAGCAGCCACUGAGGGCACUGUGGGAAUGGCUCAGCAGGCAUUUGGGAGGAGCUGGGGGGUCUCUGUGAGGAUUGUUCCCACCCUCCUGUGCUGUUGAGGCAAGGCUUGUUCCUGACUCCCAUUAUCAUGCCAGGUGUCAUCUAAUGUGAAUGUUUUCUCAUUCAAAGUGAGGCUGUUUAUUUUUUCUGAAUAAAACACUAUUGGUGUUUUUAAUGCA